Messenger RNA from Octopus sinensis (East Asian common octopus), 426 nucleotides. RefSeq lists its product as uncharacterized. The record is from RefSeq and is a predicted model, not a curated record. Bases 1 to 426 code for a protein of 141 amino acids. The transcript has a single exon. NCBI's taxonomy places the organism in Eukaryota, Metazoa, Mollusca, Cephalopoda, Octopoda, Octopodidae.
AUGAGGAAUACAAUUACUUUUAUCGAAGUUGGGAUUACUUCGCAAAAUUGCCUCAAGCAGGUCGAAGUUGAGAAGUUCCACAAAUAUGACUUAUUGGCAAAUGAACUUGAAGCAAUUCAUCACGCAAAAGUUAAAGUAAUCCCUGUUGUAAUGACCUGGGAUGGAAUUGUCUCAAGAUUUUUCAAGGGUCAUCUUGAUGUCCGCAAGCUGGAAGAAAGAGUGAGAGCAUAUAUUCAGACAGUGGUUCUGAGGAAGACAUUGGAGAGCAUGCAGGCUGAAGAGAGGCAUGGUAUAUCGAUACCUAGUGAGGAGAAAGCUGAAACGGAAUGUCAACCAAGGGCGGCCUCAGAAUGUGGAGUGUGCUUCGACGAGAACACACCCAUACGGUCACUGGAUUAUGGGCCCAAAAAGAGAAGAUUAAGCUAA